AUGGCGAGCGACACGCCACCGCGCGCCUUGACCCGCGCUCCCACGACGCCGUCGCUCUCUCGAUACGACCGACGCGCGGUAUCUGCUCUGAAUGAUGAUCCAGACACGUCUCGACAGACGCAGCUGCAAUCUCCAGUCCCGAGCGGUCUUCCAGCGCGAACGCCCGUGCGUUUAACGCCCAAAGGCGGCGCCUCACACAGCUGGCAAUCAGGACGAGGGGGUGGACGCCACCACCAGCGCAAGCGUCCGUCAUCCAUCGACAGUAGCGUAAGCUGGAGCGGCAGUGAGGUUGAGUCAAUGGGCGCGUUUGGUGCAGCGCGUGGCGACCAGGAGCAGGUGUCGAGACUUAGCUGGGCUUCGUCUGUGAGAGAUGACGUACCAGCUACAGAGCAGGUGAAUGUGACGGCAACUGCUGCAUCACUAUUUGGGUCAUCAGCUGUGGCUCUGCCGCGUGCAGCUGCUGCUGGGAGAGAGCCAAUGGGUGGCAGUGGAAAUGGAAGUGGCGUGCAGUCGCUUAACGAGGUGCCCGGACAACAACUGAAAAGUCGUGCAGGUUCUCGGUUUACGAGCUCGGAGCACGUACAUGUGACUCCUCCACCUUCUUCGUCUUCUUCAGUGUACGACGAAGAGAAGGACGGUCCGCAGUCGUGUCCAUCGACUUUCGUAAAUACGAGAGCACCUCAUUUUUCCAUCGACAAGCUGCGUCAGUUGCGGAGUACAGAACUUGUUGCGUCCACGCUACUGCCUACGCGCGCCAGCGUGGAUGGCCUCAUGGGAUACGUGCGGGAGCUGCAGCUGUCCGAGGCGACUUUGCGCAAGCAGCUGGAGAAGACUAAACAGCACACUGAAAAGGAGCUGUCCAUGUCGUUGUCAAAAGUGGGCGAACUAGAGCGCAAUAUGCAGGAGAUAGAGCGGGACCACGAGUUGGCACGGCGGAAGCUACAAGAACAGGAACGACUCAUUCGCGACCUCGCACACAAACUGAAACAGGCAGAGGCCGCGAAGUCGGCUCGGUCUAAUGUUGAAGAGCUCUCGUCAAUUGCUGGAGAAGCAAGCUUACCAUCAGAGAACGGAGUAGCGGCUGUGACGGCUGCGCAGAAACAAGUAGAUACAGCCGUCGUCACGGCGUCGACUCCGGCUGCCUCCAUGCAAAACUUGAUGCAACAAGAACAAUCAUCGUCAACUCCCGUUCUCCUCGACCAGACCAAUGAAAACAAUCGAUCUGCCCAGCACGGACUCGCAUCACCUCCUCGAUCACCGGAGCGAUCACUUUGGGACCCGUGGGUGUCAGAAGGAGUGGCUUCUGUGACGAACCAUCCGCCUGUGUUUACCAUUGGAUCAACUGAGUUAGAUCCAGUAGUGUCGUCGUCCUCCGCAGUUGCUCAGACGUUGAUGACUAACUCGGAGACGGCUGCAGAUCGACUGUAUGAGCUCAAGUCAGUACUCCAGUCUCCGCGUCAGGAACAGGAACAGAUUAGAGCUGUCCAAAACGAUGUGUCUACUCAGCGCAUAGAGACGGGUGCUAUUGCAGUUCCUCUUGGUGUGCAACAAGAGCACGCACAGCAGUACAUUCCUGCAAUAUCCAGUGUGACUUCAACGCCGUCGCUGAUGUACUCGAGCUCCUCGCAGCACGAUCUUGUGUCGACAAGGGCGCAGAAUGCCGCGCAUCAUGUGCAGAGCAAAAACCAGUCUCAUGCCGAGUUUGUUUCGCAAGCUAUUCCAGUUACGUCUACUGACACGAUGUAUUCAAGCAACGGCGAGUUAUGGGAGCAAAGAGAUGAUGUGAAUAUUUCAGCGGAUGGCUCUACGACGCAUACCGGUGACUCAGAAAUCGGUACACUACAAGGUCAACUGGAAGGUCGCUUGUCUACAAGUUCGGUACCUCCGCCAAAAAGAGCUGGGGGUGAAAUUAGUGAUGACGUAGUACUUAUCGGUUCCGUACAUCCUGCUGAAAUCUCAACCGCCAUGUCGCUGUCGCAGCGUCCAGUGGAGCAGCCUCAAUUUCCGUUGGAGCCAUCCACAGGCACUAGUGUCGGCGCAAAAGUGACUGGGCAGGAACAAGAAUCCAACAUUGGAGCAGAAAAUUCUUUCAGCACCUCCGGGUUUCCGCCAUCAAGUGUAUCUCCUCGCCCACCCUUGUCAACUCAUGUAAGUGAGGCACGCUGUACUACUUCUUCGAUCCAAGAUGACAGUUCGGCUGCGCCUAUUGAACCUGUAUCAUUAGAGACGUUGCUGGUGGACUUCUUCACGGAGGUAGACAACAAACGCUUGAAGAUGGCAAAGGUGUACGGAAAACGGUAUGCAGGCCGCGAGAAGUGGCUGUUCGCUGAGUUGACAAAGCGAUACGGUGCAGCAAAGGUGGCAGCGCUGAAGGCUCGGUUUGACACCGGAAGUGGUGGUCAUGUUUUUGCUGAAGCCAAUUGCGCUGAUGGACCGGAGGCACAACGUGCAACGAAAUCAUCCGACGCCCCAAAUCAUGCUGAGCCAGGUCGUCGAGGUUCUUUACAACGACCGCAGGUUUUCCAUCCUCCUACACCUACCAGCAAUGCGGGAUUCAGUGAUGGUGCAGGUGCGACCUCAGUGUCCACCGCGGAUGCUGGUCUUCAAGUAAGGGGCGAAUCGCGCCCUCAGAGUCGGCAGGUUGCAGCUGAGGUUGGGACUUUUCCAAUUCCGAGUGAAAGCGUUUCUGUGAAUGCUACAUCAUCUCAGCAGCGCCAUUCUGGAGGCAACAUGCCUUCUCCAUCUGGUUUCCACACUUCGUUCCCAAGUCCGCAGGAGACUGGCGAAGAACUCAAUGCGGCUUCUGUUGGUGAUACGGGUGCCUCAUCGCUUAAGCAUGGUCCAUUUUCUAUGACGCAACGCGGAGAGCCAUUCGGUCAUCGGUCUUUCCCUCCUCAGACGGGAACAGAAAGCGGCGAUGCGUCGUUGGGGCUUCGUCAGCGUCGCCAAACGUCUACUUGCAGCCAGGAUGAUGCCGCUGUGACCUUGGAAAGUUUGCUGGAGGAACUGUACAAGAAUCACCAACCUGAUAAGCUGAAGAGUGUCUCUACUCUCGCAAAGCAGUAUGCUGGUAAGGAGCGUGAGCUUGUUGUGUUACUGAAGGGGAAGUACGGUGCCCUGAGCGUGAAACGGCUGGAAGAAAGUCUGGACGUGCUGGAGCGCGCUCACCUUGCUCGCUUGAGCAGUGAUGCUACCGGAAAGCGGCGCGGCUGUUUCGUUCGUACCAUCUCGCUUCUGUUUUGGCUCUCGCUGCUGCUGUACUUCUCGUGUGGCGUUGUUUUUAUCAGCUUUGUCGUCUUGGACGUGUGGGAGUGCCAUUCUCUAGACAGUGAGGAGCAAGAGCCGGAAGGUGCUGAGGAGUGUUCUCUGCUAAAGGAGGAGCUUGCGGCAUUUACGUACGAGCGCGUUGCUGACUACAUGGGUCAGUCACAUCCAGAAGCUUGUUUCUGCUCGGAGUGGAAGGCGCGCGAAAGUGCGUUGUUCACUAACUAUUCGGGCGAAGACAUUGUCAAUCUGGCGAGAAUGGUUCCGUUCUCACCUGAAAAGUUUGGAGCAUCGUGGGUUGCAACUGUGAAGGCACAAGUACCAUCGCAAGAGUUUGUCGACAGCUAUGCCAAGCCUGUGGUGGACUUGUCGUUGGAUGUCGGCUCAUUCGUGUGGUCGUCCGUUCUCGAGCUCGCGGGGUCCAACAAGGCUUCGGAGGUGUCCCCAAUCAUGGGACGUGGCGACGAUCAUGAUCAUAGUGACAUUUCAUCUUCGGACGAAGACGACGCAGACUCAUAUCAGGGAAGUGCGGGGGUGGACAACGAUGAUUUCGCCGGCAAUGAUGGUGCAGAUGCUUUACCGAGAGGUGAUGAAGAGCUGGUCGAAGACCCAACAGUUGCGAUGACACCAGGUGUAUUCGACCAUGAUUCUCCCGAGAAGAAUACCGACGCGCUUGAAACAAGGCCUGUUGCUGAUGAGCUCGCCACUACUGUGGCAGACGACGUGUGGGAGCAGCACGAAGAUGGUAUUCCCGUUUUAGCCGAUGAGCGCGACAUUGAUGUGGUAGACGAUGUGUUGGGGAAGCACGAGGAUGUUGUUCCCGCUACGCCAGAUGGGCUUGACACUAAUGUGGUAGAGGAUGUGUUGGUAGAAAACGAGGAUGUUGUUCCUGCUACGACCGAUGGGCUUGACAACAGUGCGGCGGAUAGUACGCCAGUGGAGAACGAGAAUGACGUUUCCAUUGCGGAUGACGAGACAUUCGUUGGCAAAAAGAGCUCGGCAUUCGAAAUGACAGAACAGCUGCCGACUGUACCAGAGCCAAUCGAUAUGCUGGAGGUAGGCGAUACCGUACCAUCUGGAGUAGCUGAGUCGAUUGAUGCUAGUAAGCAGGCGCCAGGUGAAGAGACCGAAGCAGGGACUGACACGGAGACUACGUGGGACGGAUCUGCGACUACCAUGACUGAAGAUUACGAGUUCGCUGGUGGUGUCGAUGACGCGCCUGAAACCGAGAUCGAAGUAUUGGAUUCUGCGCUUACGAAUGCUGCUGAUCGUGCUACUGAAAAAGCACACGGGGUGGCAGCGGAAAACAACGAACAGACAUCAACUGGCGACGUUGCAGCUGAAGCGGGAAGUGUUGUGGAGGUGGAAGUGCGCCAGGAGGGUCUAGGCUUGUCGUACCCCGAGAGAGAGUCAGCUGAAGCACUCGGUGGCAAUUCUGCUGAGAUGUCCGAACUGUCUGUGCAGGAAAACGUAGCAUCUCUGCUCGGCAGUGGUGAAGGGCUGGUCACAUCAAGUGAAAAAACGGAGGUUACACCACAAGUGACAAACGCUGUUGACGGGGAGUCCGCUGCGCACGUCAGUGACAGCACUGAGGCUGAUGUGGGGAUGAUGCAUGUGGAGUUAGACGAUGAUGCGGCAAGCGAGGUGUCUGAGUUAGACGCUGACACAGCUAGAGUUGAGGGACUUGAGAACGAAGAAUCGACUGAAGUAUCGCAGGUGGAGCUUUCAUCUGAACUCUCACCUGAGCUAAGCUCAGAAUACGAGUUUGUAACGCACGUCAGCGAUCCGCCUUCGGUUUCUACUGGCGUUGAUAUAUCGGUGGCUACGUCGGAUGCUGACGAAAGUACCGCCAGCUCGCUGUCUGAGGGACCGGAGCCGGAUGUUCGUGAGAAUGAGCUGGAUAACGAUGUGGAUGCGGGUGCUGAAUCCGAUGAAACGCCUGAUGACGACAAGGUCAUGUCAUUCGAAGAUGAUGGUGCCGGCACCUUAGCAUUUACUCGAGACCGAGCAAUAUCCCACCAACCCGAAUGA
This is a messenger RNA of Peronospora matthiolae, 5295 nucleotides long. NCBI's taxonomy places the organism in Eukaryota, Oomycota, Peronosporomycetes, Peronosporales, Peronosporaceae. The record is from the annotation of a GenBank genome assembly.